GAGUGAGUGUCAGUCAGUCAGGGACAGUGAGACGCAGAGAUCUGGAUCAACCCCUCCAUCCAUUCAGCCUCAAACUACUGACAAGAGCUUCGUGACAGCACAGGACAGACCGAGCCCCAAACCAUCAGGGCUGGCAGCUGAGCAGAGCAGUUGUUUCCUCCUCACACGUUCUUCAUUUCGGAACCAGACCAUCAUCAGCCCAAGAAGCUGGAGGAAAAAAAACAAUGUGUUCCUUCGCCUUUCCUCAAGAAAAGUUGUGAAUGGAUGUUGUCCGGUUGGAAGGAUGGCUUUAGGAAUUCCUUCUCAGGGAAAAGUUAGCAUCACGGUGGAUGAAUACAGCUCCAACCCAACUCAAGCUUUCACACAUUAUAAUAUCAAUCAGAGUCGUUUCCAGCCUCCACAUGUGCAUAUGGUUGACCCUGUACCAUAUGACACGCCGAAACCUGCAGGCCACACACGAUUUGUCUGUGUCUCGGAUACACACUCCCGAACAGAUGGCAUUCAGAUGCCUUAUGGGGACAUACUGCUUCACACAGGCGAUUUCACAGAGCUGGGACUACCCACAGAGGUUAAGAAGUUCAACGAUUGGUUAGGAAACCUUCCCUAUGAAUAUAAAAUAGUCAUCGCUGGAAACCAUGAGCUGACGUUUGAUAAGGACUUCAUUGCGGAUCUAGUUAAGCAGGACUACUACCGCUUUCCAUCCGUCUCCAAGUUGAAGCCAGAGGACUUUGACAAUGUUCAAUCACUCCUGGCCAAUUGCAUAUACCUGCAAGACUCCGAGGUGACGGUGAAAGGAUUUCGGAUAUACGGCACGCCCUGGACACCGUGGUUUAACGGCUGGGGCUUUAACCUGCCCAGAGGCCAGUCUCUGCUGGACAAAUGGGAUCUAAUCCCAGAGGGCAUCGAUAUCCUCAUGACUCACGGGCCACCAUUAGGUUUUCGAGACUGGGUGCCAAAAGAGUUGCAAAGAGUUGGGUGUGUUGAACUUCUAAACACAGUACAGAGACGGGUGCGACCAAAGCUACAUGUCUUCGGUGGAAUCCAUGAAGGUUACGGUAUUAUGACAGAUGGCUACACAACAUACAUAAACUCCUCCACUUGUACAGUCAGCUUCCAGCCCGUGAAUCCACCCAUUAUAUUUGACCUUCCAAACCCACAAGGAUCAUGAAAGAAUCCACUGCACGCAGGCGCAGGAGGUGCUAUAAACUGCCAAUUUUUUUUCUAAACAGAAAGCGUAAAAAAAGGAAAAUUCUAUUAAAUGUUUCUCUUGUA
Molecule: messenger RNA, 1272 nt
Organism: Callorhinchus milii (elephant shark)
Lineage: Eukaryota; Metazoa; Chordata; Chondrichthyes; Chimaeriformes; Callorhinchidae
Gene: mpped2a
Product: metallophosphoesterase domain containing 2a
Exons: 7
Coding region: 284-1168 (294 amino acids)
Molecular function (GO): hydrolase activity
Source: RefSeq, a predicted model, not a curated record